AUGACGACCAACGGACCGAACCAACUUAAAAUUGAAACGGCUGACCGGAAGAGGAGAACAUGCCACCAUUUCCCCGAAGUGGAGAUAAACGCCCAGGGAAAGAAGAGGACGAUGGAGGAGGCUGAAGCAUCAGAACCGACCAUGAAGAGACGCAAAGUGGCUGAAGAGGGCAAUGCACUAAUCAGGCGAGUUCUCCGGGCAGUGAAGAGAGGCGCCAAACAGAGGCGGAACGUCAGGACCAGAGCAGUCGGUCACUUCCCUCAAAUGUUGAGAAACACUGAGGGAAUGAAGAGAAACCUGGAGGGCGCCGAAGAGACAGCCCCGAUCACCAAGCAACGAAGAACGGACCAAGACGGAAAGGCAAGUCCCCGAAGGCCUCCGCUAAAAGCGAAGCGAGGAGGCAGAAAGGCAGAGUUUGUAUGGAAAAGGAACUUGAACGAUUCCCCGACAGAGCCGCUAGAUAGCCAUAGAAGGAAGAGGAAGAGGGAAGAGGAGGAGGAGGACAAGGUGGAAGAGCUGAAAGUCAUGCAGUGGAACACCGAAGAAGCAGGCAGGACGAACAAAAGACGGAAGGCGGAUCCAGAUUUGCUCGGAGCCAAAAAGGCUUGUCCUCUCGGUCCGCCGAAGGCACGGCAGCGGCUCCCCCGACAGGCAAAGGCCAAUGCGGCGGCGAGAAUCCACGAUCUCUAUGGUGCCAAGGCUAAGAGGGCCGAGCAGGGACCAAAGGCGGCGGCAGCGGCGGCCCCUGAGGGCAAGACAGAAGAGGUGGCAAUGAAAGGGAAUCUUCCUCCUCCCAAUGAACCCCAAAAGGAGCUGCCUGGAAGAAAGAAAGUGAAGGACCAGCCGCCGCCAAAGAAGAUGCCUGGAAGAAAGAAAGUGAAGGACGAGCCUCCUCCACCAGAGAAGCAACCUGAAAAGGGGAAACUGAAGGACGAGCCACCACCAGAGAAGAAGCCUAGAGGAAGGAAAGCGAAGGACGCCAACGUACCAAAGGACCAAAAGAAGGGGAAAGGGAAGCCCACAGUCGAUGAAUUGAGCGAGGCUGAGGUGAAAAGGCUUCUGCUCAAAGGACAUGAGUUGGGUUCGGGAGCCUACGGAACGGCCUACAAAGUCCUUCACAAGGGAAAGCUAGCAGUGCUGAAAGUGGCCAUCGAAGACCUGUGGCAAGUGAGAGCAGCUUUCAGAAACGAGGCUAAAACGCUCCAGGAACUCCAGGGCGCGGGAGGAGCUCCUAUGCUACUUGGGACCUGUAGCAAGCCAGCCGCCAUCCUCAUGGACUAUUGUUGUGGCCAAGAGUUCUAUUCUUUCAUUUACGACUCGAAGACCUUGCCUUCCCUCGCCUUGCAAGCACUUCCGGACAUUGCGAGGAGGCUCCACGAAAUCCACCUGGCAGGCUAUAUCCAUGCAGAUUUAAAGACAGACAAUGUGAUGGUCAACGAACAGGUGCAGCCCCGAAUAAUCGACUUCGGAUUAGCAGUGAAAAAAGGCAGGAAGAUAAACGUAGGGCAAAAUAUGUCCGACUCCAUUUACGCGCCAGAGUACACGAGAGGUGCGCCCGCUCAGCCCUGGGGAGACGUCUACUCCAUGGGAUGUCUGGUUGAUGAUACUAUCUACGCCCUCUACGAUGACAUCCCGAAGGAUUACGAAAAUAUAAUAAAAAUGGCCAAAAAUAUAAAUCCUAAACUUCGACCAACUGUGCCCGAGUUGGUGGAGCAGCUGGAAGCAGCGUGGCGGAAACAGAAUCUACAAUAG
Messenger RNA from Macrobrachium nipponense, 1752 nucleotides. RefSeq names its product dual specificity protein kinase shkE-like. Bases 1 to 1752 code for a protein of 583 amino acids. The transcript has a single exon. Gene Ontology annotation, cellular component: cytoplasm. NCBI's taxonomy places the organism in Eukaryota, Metazoa, Arthropoda, Malacostraca, Decapoda, Palaemonidae. Gene Ontology annotation, molecular function: ATP binding; protein kinase activity. Gene Ontology annotation, biological process: protein phosphorylation; signal transduction. The record is from RefSeq and is a predicted model, not a curated record.